AUGGGAGCUACUGCCGAAGUAUUACUUGAUGGAAAUGGAAAUAAUGGUGUCUUUACCAAUGAAGAUGAGGUUAAAGGUAAAGUAAUUGUGGUAGUUGAAGAGUCUAUUACAGUGAAUCAGAUUCAGGUUCGGUUUGAAGGGGUCUCCAAAGUAACUGUUACCUACAGAAAGAGUGCUGGGAACAGCAGUAGAAAUGUUCAUGUUACCAAUAAACAUAGGUUGAUUUCAAAAGUAGUAACGGUAUUUCCCCCACAAAACGAAAGGGAAGUGAUGUGCUCCUCAGAAUUUACUCUUGUUUCAGGAACUUACGAGUAUCCUUUCUCCUUCAAGAUUCCGAUGAUGAGUAUGUGCUUAGAUAACAUGGGUACUCUAGCUAAUAAAGACGCCCCAGAUACUUUUACGAAGCAAGUUGACCAUGGGGUUAUUAGAUUUGGUGCUGCUAGGUUAAGAGCUAGGCCGAAAAGUGUAGGUGGAACUGUUAUAAAUCAUAUACCAGGUAUGCUCCCACCGAGUUUUUCGUUAGAUGAUCGGGCAUCUAUCAAUUACCAUGUGAAGGCUAUUAUUAUGAGGCCCUCUAUGUUCUCAAGAAAUGUUAGGUCUUUUGGUAACUUUACCUUUAUCCCCUAUGACUUACAGACUGCACCAAUUUCUAGUCAAUUCUUUGAAACUCGAAGUCCGUUCUUCAUUAAAUCCAAAGGUUGCAAACCAAUUGAAUGCAGCUUCUACUUUAGAUGCAAUAAGCCAUAUUAUUACCCCGGAGAUCUACUUGAUGUUUCUAUCUCUGUUGAACACGAACCAAACGCUGAUAUCAGUGGUUUAACCACCUUGUAUAUCGAUCAAGUGAAAUUCAAGUUUGUCACGAAAUGUGAGUUAAGUGCUAUUGAAAAGAGUUGGUCGAAUAAUGUUAAGCAUACAGUUACUCUACUUAAUAAUCCAGUGAUAUUGGAUAAAAGUUGUAAAAAAUUUCCAGUGCCUUUAGGGGAACUGAAAUUGAAACUGGGUCCACAAAACAACCAAUUCAUUUUACCCCCAGAACUAUAUGCGUGUGCCGUUCCUCAAAAUAUUGUACCAACAUUUGGUACUUGCAAUGUUGCACUUUCGUAUUUCUUAGAGAUUUCGAUUACGUAUUCCCUUGAUCUUAAGGCAAAGGGUGGAUUCAUAGCUGUUCUUAAAGGUAAUCAACUUUCAAAAGCAAAAUUGGUGUCAAAUGAAUUGCUAAUUAAGGGAGGAAUAAAUCCACCACUGCAAGCAUCCCUGCACGUUCAAAGACCACAACAUGAACCACACCAAGAGCAACUACCUGAGUAUAGCGGAAUGGGAAAGCAUGACCAAAUUGCAUAG
This is a messenger RNA of Lizanozyma spartinae, 1341 nucleotides long. RefSeq lists its product as uncharacterized. Gene Ontology annotation, cellular component: plasma membrane; cytoplasm; cytosol. Gene Ontology annotation, molecular function: ubiquitin protein ligase binding; protein-macromolecule adaptor activity. Bases 1 to 1341 code for a protein of 446 amino acids. The record is from RefSeq and is a predicted model, not a curated record. NCBI's taxonomy places the organism in Eukaryota, Fungi, Ascomycota, Pichiomycetes, Serinales, Debaryomycetaceae. Gene Ontology annotation, biological process: ubiquitin-dependent endocytosis. The transcript has a single exon.